AUGUAUAGUAUAACUGCACUUUUCACUGUGGCCCGCUUAGUUUACUCGUGUAAUCCUGGAGUUGGACCAGAUGCCACGAUAGUGUCCAAUCCCGCGUUCACAUUCUCAUUCUACCCUCCUAUAGCAUGGACUUAUUAUGAUGGAGUGCCACCAGCCGGUGUUCAAGCUUCCACUGCCACUGUUUAUCCUGGUCAACAGCCAACUUUAAAUGAUGCCAAGCGAGUAAUGCAGAACGAUAUUGAUGGAGCAAUAUUAAAAUCGCUAAACAAACUUGGAGUAGCACCGCAGGGAACGACGUGGCAGAUGAGUGGUUACACUCCUCAGAACUGUCUCAUACGUGCAGACAAUGGCCAGCCAGGAUGGAGAGCUGUUGGAACGUGCUUUCCUCAAAUUGGAGCUGUCGUGGCAAUGCGAACUGUGGCUGACUCUGACACCGGCACUAGCAACCUUCAGCAAGGGACUCUCCGUGUGACUACAUCGUUGCUCGUAACGCGAUCACAAUGGAAUUUCAUUGCUUCAGAAGUUUACAAUCAACUCAAUGUCUACUCCAAAGUCUACUUCACCACCCCAAUUGAACUUAAAUAA
Messenger RNA from Haemonchus placei, 585 nucleotides. The record is from the annotation of a GenBank genome assembly. Lineage: Eukaryota; Metazoa; Nematoda; Chromadorea; Rhabditida; Trichostrongylidae.